AUGUAAAUUACUAAAUUUUUUCGAGGUUUUAAAUAAUUGAGUUUUAGAAUCCAGCCAGAUUAAUUUAAGUAUGAGAGUAAAUAUAAUUUUUAUAAUUAUACUUUUAUUUUUUAAAUAAAUCCAAGUCAUUCAUUCAUUCAUUCAUUAAUUUGUUUACUUUAAAUUUAUAAAGAAUAAGUUUUAAAUUUGAAUUUAAAUUAUACAAUUUAAAAAUAAAUGAUCUAAGAAGAAAAUCAUUUUGACACUUUGGAAGAUCUUUUAAACUCUUCUAAAAUAUUAGUAUCUGAACUUGAUAUUGAUCUUAUAAACAAUUUUAUUGGAGAUGCUGGAGUAUCAAGUUUAUGUUCUAUUUUAAUAACUUGCAAAAAUCUUUCAAAUUUGACACUCAAUCUUUACGAUAAUUCAAUUAGUGACUAAGGAGCUUCGAAUUUAUGUUUUUCUUUAGUAAAUUGCAAGAAUCUAUCAACUUUAAAGCUACAUCUUGACUACAAUUUAAUUACUGAUGAGGGUACUUAAAACAUAGGUUCAGCUUUAUCAAACUGCUAUAAUCUUUCAAUCUUGGAAUUAUAUCUCAAAAGUAAUCAAAUAGGAGAUAAAGGGGUGUCAGAUCUAGGUUUUACAUUAUAAAAUUGCAAAAAUCUAAUAAUCCUUACUCUCUAUCUUGAAUCUAAUUUUAUAAGAGAUUAAGGAAUAACUAACUUAAGCUCUGCCUUAACUAAGUACAAAAAGCUAUAAUUUUUAACUAUGUAUCUUGAGUGGAAUAAAAUAAGUGAAGUAUAUAAAUAAAAAUUCAGAAGUAAACUCCUUAUAAUUAAUAGACUUGUUAAUCUGCAAAUAUUUAUUUGA
Messenger RNA from Tetrahymena thermophila SB210, 846 nucleotides. RefSeq names its product kinase domain protein. Gene Ontology annotation, molecular function: GTPase activator activity; small GTPase binding. Gene Ontology annotation, cellular component: perinuclear region of cytoplasm; cytosol; nucleus. NCBI's taxonomy places the organism in Eukaryota, Ciliophora, Oligohymenophorea, Hymenostomatida, Tetrahymenidae. The record is from RefSeq and is a predicted model, not a curated record. Gene Ontology annotation, biological process: activation of GTPase activity; nucleocytoplasmic transport. The transcript has 9 exons.